Uranotaenia lowii is the source of this 1923-nucleotide messenger RNA. RefSeq names its product zinc finger protein ZFP2-like. The transcript has 3 exons. Gene Ontology annotation, cellular component: nucleus. Gene Ontology annotation, molecular function: zinc ion binding. The coding region runs from base 365 to 1756 and encodes 463 amino acids. Lineage: Eukaryota; Metazoa; Arthropoda; Insecta; Diptera; Culicidae. The record is from RefSeq and is a predicted model, not a curated record.
CGAGAGUUCAUUUCAUUCUGUCAUUGACCAGUGCCGAGCACGGUCUGUGUGUCGUGCGUUUCUUUGCCCUAUGGUGUUACUUUUGUGUGUAUGCAGGAACAUACACUCUGUUUUUUUGUUGUAUAUAUACGCAUACGCCUGGAGGAAAGCUAUCCCGGAACAUUCGGUGCGCUUGGUGUCGUAUAAUUUACAAUAUAAUUAAUUCAAUUACUAUUAAUCUGAAAAUCAAUAACCUUACAACACAACUCCGAUGUAACGGGACCCUUAAAUCGAUAAUAUAGUGGAGAGCCCUUCGGUGGCUUUGAAUAAGUUCGCGUCGAAUAUCAUAAUAAUAAAUUAUAAUUAAUUGUAUUUUUGAUACAAAAUGGAGUCGUGCUGUAGAUUGUGUUUUAAGCAGAGUUCCGAGAUGGAACGAAUAUUUCCGGAUUGUGAGGAUGAAGACGACGUUGACGUUGAGUCUCAGGUUGCAAUAAAGAUAUUCAAGUGUACCUCAAUGCAGCUUCCCGUUGAUGAUGAUGAUUUGUUUUCUCGCGUUUGUAAACCAUGUUUGGCUAAAUUGGACGAAUUCUUCCAGUUUAGAGUGACCUGUCGAAAGAAUAAUGUUCUCUACCGUAAGAAGAGUAAAAAAGCAAUAAGGGACUCGAAGGCAGGAGUUGCAAAAUCUGAAAUUAACAAACCGAUCGAUCCUGAUGAUGAUUUGUCGUUGGACAAGUUGGAUGAAACGUUGCUAAGAGCGUUGGAAGGCAAGGACGGUUCGAUGGACACGUCCUCUUUUGAUCAAGCCUUUGCCAGUGAAAUAAAACCAGAAGAGCUGCUUACAAUAAACCUGGAUUGUGACGAUGAGCAGCGUAUGAAUACGCAGGAACCAGUGAGCUCGAGCUCUUCUCGCUGUAACAAUUGUGGCGGAGAAUUUGGUUCAUCAUUUGAACUCAACCAACACAUGUUGUACUGUCAACAACGUUCCAGAGAAAAUCUGUAUAACUUGCAAAUUGCGAAUAUAUCAGCUGGUGCAGAUCUGCAGUGUUACAUGUGCAACAAAAGUUUUUCCAACAUGCAAGAUCUCAGAUACCACGAAUCACUUCAUUCAAAUUCGUCUAUGAAAUGUACGUUCUGUACGCAAACAUUCACGUGCUCUCGUACUCUCAGGUUCCACAUGGAUGAGCAUAAAAUCAAAUGUACCCUUCCGAAUGGCCGCUUCAAGUGUGACAUGUGCGAAGGCACGUUCAAAUUGUACGGAAAUAUGAUUAUCCAUCGUCGUAGUCACACCGGCGAACGGCCUUAUCCUUGCACCAUUUGCGGUCGUGCGUUUUCAACAUCGAGCAAUAUGAAAACCCACAUGAAUGUGGUUCAUGCUCAGGAUCGCCCAUACAAGUGUCAGCAGUGUCACAAAAGCUUCAAUAGCGAAACACGUCUUCGAUCGCACAUGGAAAGCCAUGCGUUCCCAAUGAGCUCCACAAGUGGGGGCCCGUCUUCCCUCGAUAAACUAGGAAUCAGUGAACUUUCCAGCACCUGUAAGAUUUGCAACAAAACGUUCAGCCAUCCGUCGUAUUUAACCAUUCACUAUCGGGUUCACACCGGCGAAAGACCGUAUCAGUGCAAAUUCUGCACGAGCGCUUUCGCCACCAGUGGGAAUCUGAAGGUACAUAUGAGGAUCCACGCGGCCCAAAAGAUUCGACCCUUCCAGUGCAACAUGUGUCCCAAAUCUUUCCUUCACGCAAGCAAUCUUUCCGUGCAUAAGAAAACCCAUCAUUACUAGUGUAUAGCCAGUGGAACUCACAGCAACUCGAACAUAGAUAAGAGAUUAUUUUGAAAAGUUUUAUUGCAUAUUAUUUAACUCAUUUUAAACUAGCUUAACUAACUAUCGGUAUGCUUUCUUGACAGGUUGAAGAAUCAUAUUAUAUUAUAUACAUACUAAAUAUUGGA